Molecule: messenger RNA, 1303 nt
Organism: Phascolarctos cinereus (koala)
Lineage: Eukaryota; Metazoa; Chordata; Mammalia; Diprotodontia; Phascolarctidae
Gene: GNAI3
Product: G protein subunit alpha i3
Biological process (GO): adenylate cyclase-modulating G protein-coupled receptor signaling pathway; G protein-coupled dopamine receptor signaling pathway
Cellular component (GO): cytoplasm; heterotrimeric G-protein complex
Molecular function (GO): G-protein beta/gamma-subunit complex binding; GTP binding; GTPase activity
Source: RefSeq, a predicted model, not a curated record
CCCCGGGAGCUACGGAAGGGGACGGACGGGGCCUCCGCCCAGCAGCAGCAACCGCCGCGGUAGCCCCCGCGAGAGCAGCCGCCGUCGCCGUCGCCGCUGCCCCAGCCGGUGCCGAGCCUCCGCGCUUUGUGAGUGAGCCCGGGCCCGGUCCCCUCUCCCGCCGCCGCCAUGGGCUGCACGCUGAGCGCCGAGGACAAGGCGGCGGUGGAGCGGAGCAAGAUGAUCGACCGCAACUUGCGGGAGGACGGCGAGAAGGCGGCCAAGGAGGUGAAGCUGCUGCUGCUCGGUGCUGGUGAAUCUGGUAAAAGCACUAUUGUGAAACAAAUGAAAAUCAUCCAUGAAGAUGGAUAUUCCGAGGAAGAAUGCAAACAGUAUAAAGUAGUUGUUUACAGCAACACCAUCCAGUCCAUCAUUGCAAUUAUAAGAGCCAUGGGACGACUGAAGAUUGACUUUGGGGAAGCUGCCAGAGCUGAUGAUGCUCGGCAGUUGUUUGUUUUAGCUGGUAGUGCUGAAGAGGGGGUGAUGACUCCAGAACUGGCAGGAGUAAUUAAACGGUUAUGGCGAGAUGGUGGCGUGCAAGCCUGCUUUAGCAGAUCAAGGGAAUAUCAGCUCAAUGACUCUGCCUCAUAUUACCUAAAUGACUUGGAUAGAAUAUCCCAAACCAGCUAUAUUCCAACUCAGCAAGAUGUCCUACGGACAAGAGUGAAAACCACAGGCAUAGUAGAGACUCAUUUCACUUUCAAAGACCUGUACUUCAAGAUGUUUGAUGUGGGAGGUCAGCGAUCAGAACGAAAAAAGUGGAUUCACUGCUUUGAAGGUGUGACGGCAAUCAUCUUCUGUGUGGCCCUCAGCGAUUAUGACCUUGUCUUAGCUGAAGAUGAAGAGAUGAACCGAAUGCAUGAAAGUAUGAAACUGUUUGACAGCAUUUGUAACAACAAAUGGUUUACAGACACAUCGAUCAUUCUCUUUCUUAACAAGAAAGACCUUUUUGAGGAAAAGAUAAGAAGGAGCCCACUAACUAUCUGUUACCCAGAGUAUACAGGUUCUAACACAUAUGAGGAGGCAGCUGCAUACAUUCAGUGUCAGUUUGAAGAUCUGAACCGAAGAAAAGACACCAAGGAGAUCUAUACCCACUUCACCUGUGCCACCGACACCAAAAAUGUGCAGUUUGUUUUUGAUGCUGUUACAGAUGUCAUCAUUAAAAACAACUUAAAGGAAUGUGGGCUUUAUUAAGUGGAAUUCAUAAAGGCAUUAUGGUGUGGACUGUAAGAACCAGACUUCUUUUGCUGUGCCAUGGGGCAGC